AUGGAUGAUGAGACAAUUACGAAGUUUAAUGUUCGAGUACUUGACAUUGCCAACGAAUCAAAUGCACUAGGGGAAAAGAUGUCUGACUCAAAACUUGUCCGGAAAGUUCUUAGAUCUCUUCUUUCUAAGUUUAACAUGAAAGUCACUACAAUCGAAGAAGCCAAUGACUUGUCAACAAUGAAACUAGAUGAAUUGUUUAGGUCAUUACGAACCUUCGAACUACACUUGGGAGAAGAUACAAUCAGAAAGAAAUUUGGACUGGCUUUAACCUCAGUAAAGGAAGAAUCGACAGAAGAUCACAAAGUCUCUCUCAACAACGACUCUUUAGUCAUCCGUGGUAUUGCUGACAAAUACCGAAGGAAGGACCACGAACGAAGUGAAAAGGACUAUGGCCCUUCAAAAUUUGAGAAGAAUGACAAAGGAAUCAGAUGCCAUGAAUGUGAAGGGUUUGGACAUAUUCAAACCAAAUGUGCAACUUAUCUCAAACGCAAGAAGAAGAGCCUUGUAGCCACGUUCUCUAACGAAGAAGAUUAUUCUGAAAGUGAUGAGGAAGAAGUUGGAAUGGCCUUGAUCAGUAUCAUCAAUGAAAAUAAAGAAGAAGUAGAAAAUGUGAACGCUCAAACGAUCGACCAACAGGAAUCAGUGUCAGAUGACUCUCUCAACGAAAGUGCGUUAAAAAGGAAGUGGAAGCAUAGGACGGAAAAUGCAGCCUUCUUCUCGAAACUUAGAGAACGCAAUGUAGGAUCACUAGUGUUUGGUGAUGGAGGAAAAGGAAGAAUUGGGUUGUCUGCAAAUCUGAUCAGCAUUAGCCAACUAUGUGAUCAAGGAUAUCAUGUCAGCUUCAGCAAAGACAGAUGCAACGUGGUUGAUAAUCAGAAUAAAAUCUUCCUCAGUGGAACCAGGCUGUCAGACAAUUAUUAUCACUGGGACUCAAAGGUAAGUAUAUGCAAUCUGUCAAAAGUAGAGGAAGCGAGUCUAUGGCACAAGCGAUUGGGACACAUUAGUGGAUCAUCCAUUGCCAAAGCGAUUAAGGCUGAAGCAUUACAAGACUUCCCACCCUCACUUUCAAAUCACAAGAAUGCUGCUCAUACUGCCCUAUUGGGAAACUAG
This is a messenger RNA of Cucumis melo (muskmelon), 1110 nucleotides long. RefSeq lists its product as uncharacterized. The coding region runs from base 1 to 1110 and encodes 369 amino acids. The transcript has 4 exons. The record is from RefSeq and is a predicted model, not a curated record. NCBI's taxonomy places the organism in Eukaryota, Viridiplantae, Streptophyta, Magnoliopsida, Cucurbitales, Cucurbitaceae.